AUGUCCCCCAUUUCCAUCUCCCGCUCCGACACCCCCAAAGAAUCCUACACCCAACUCCCCGACACGGACCUCGACUCCAUCGGCCGCCACUGCCAACUCCCCUACUGCCACCAACUCGACUUCCUCCCCUUCCGCUGCUCCUCCUGCAAGGGCACCUUCUGUCUCGACCACCGCACCGAAACGGCCCAUAAAUGUCCGCGCGCGGGGGACUGGGCCCGGGCUCAGCACACUGGCUCUUCCUCAUCGCCGUCACCCAGCACGACUUCCACAUCCACGUCGAGCCAAAAACCAACGAUAUAUAAUACGGAUCAGUGCGCGGAGGUGUCGUGCAAGACGUUGAUCCAUACGCUGACGGAUCCGGGGGUGACGUGUCCGGAAUGUAAGCGGAGUUUUUGUUUGAGGCAUCGGUUGAGGGAGGGGCAUGAUUGUCGACCGAGGGGGGGAAGACCGGCGGGUGCGGGGGCGGGAGGGACAGUGGCAGUGGCAGGGACAGAGACGUUGAAGAGUAUGUUCGCCAAGGUGCGGACGUGGGGGAAGAAUGCCACCACCUCUACCACUUCAUCCUCAGGAGGAUCAACCAGUCGAGGAACAAGCCGCGGCAUGAGCCGCACCGCACACGUCAACGCCAUGAAACGGUCCGCGAAAGGAGACGCCACCGUCCCGGUAGACAAACGGGUAUAUCUGGCGGUGGUGGGGACGAGUGAGACGACGACGCGGGCGGCGACGGAUCCGCCGCGCGGGGAGUUCUGGUAUGAUGGGCGGUGGAAGGUGGGACGGGUGUUGGAUGAUGCGGCGAGACGGUUGCAGGUGGCGAAUGUGAAUAAUCGGGGGGGUGGGGAGGAGGAGAGACUCCGGGUGUUUCAUGUGGAGGGGGGCGUGUUUUUGGAGUUUGGGGAUGUCAUUGGGGAGAGGGUUGUGUCGGGGGAUACGGUCGUGUUGUUGCGGGGGGCGGGGGUGGUGCUGUGA
This is a messenger RNA of Aspergillus ibericus CBS 121593, 966 nucleotides long. RefSeq names its product AN1-type zinc finger protein. The transcript has a single exon. Gene Ontology annotation, molecular function: zinc ion binding. Gene Ontology annotation, cellular component: cytoplasm. NCBI's taxonomy places the organism in Eukaryota, Fungi, Ascomycota, Eurotiomycetes, Eurotiales, Aspergillaceae. The record is from RefSeq and is a predicted model, not a curated record. Bases 1 to 966 code for a protein of 321 amino acids.